AUGAGUCAUUUUCGAGGAUCAUCAUUUCCUGGUUUUCUACUACCACUAACUUUGGUUUUGAGUUGUUUGUUACUAUGUCACGGAGGCACAACUAGUACUUUUGUCAGGAAUGUUCAGAAGGGCAUUACUAUGCCACUUGAUAGUGAUGUGUUUUCUGUUCCUUCUGGUUAUAAUGCUCCCCAACAGGUUCAUAUAACACAAGGUGAUCUUGUUGGGAAAGCAGUGAUUGUGUCGUGGAUAACCGAAGAUGAACCCGGGUCAAACGCAGUGCGUUACUGGAGUGAGAACAGCAAGCAGAAAAAGAAGAUAGCUAAAGGUGAAUUUGUUACUUAUAGAUUCUUCAAUUACUCAUCUGGUUUUAUUCAUCACACUACUAUAAACAAUUUGGAGUACAACACUAAAUAUUAUUACGAAGUUGGACUUGGAAACACAACAAGACAGUUUUGGUUUAUGACUCCUCCUGAGAUCGGUCUCGAUGUGCCAUACACGUUUGGUCUCAUAGGUGAUCUUGGUCAGAGUUAUGAUUCAAACAAGACACUUUCUCACUAUGAAUUGAAUCCGAAAAACGGGCAAACAGUGUUGUUUGUCGGAGAUCUCUCUUAUGCAGAAAACUUCCCGUACGAUGUCAAUCUUAGGCGGGAUACUUGGGGAAGGUUUGUCGAAAGGAGCGUGGCUUAUCAACCUUGGAUAUGGACAGUAGGAAACCAUGAAAUUGAUUUCGCACCAGAAAUCGGCGAAACUGAACCUUUCAAACCUUAUUCGAACAGAUACUAUACUCCUUAUAAAGCAUCACAGAGUACUUCCCCUUUUUGGUAUUCUAUCAAAAGAGCUUCAGCACAUAUCAUUGUGUUGGCCUCGUAUUCUGCAUACGGAAAAUACACACCGCAGAACCAAUGGUUCGAACAGGAGCUACUGAAAGUUAACAGAACAGAAACUCCUUGGUUGAUUGUUGUAAUGCAUGCACCUUGGUACAACAGCUACAAUUAUCAUUACAUGGAAGGGGAAACAAUGAGAGUAAUGUAUGAGCCAUGGUUUGUUGAGUACAAGGUUGAUGUUGUGUUUGCUGGACAUGUGCAUGCAUACGAAAGAACGGAACGUGUGUCGAAUAUUGCAUAUAAUGUUGUAAAUGGUAUAUGCACUCCUGUGAAAGAUCUAUCGGCUCCGGUAUACAUAACCAUCGGAGAUGGCGGGAAUGUGGGACGGUUAGCAACCAACAUGACAGAACCACAGCCGGAAUACUCGGCAUUCAGAGAGUCUAGCUUUGGACAUGCCAUUUUCGACAUAAAGAACAGAACACAUGCUCAUUUUAGCUGGCAUAGAAAUCAGGAUGGUUAUUCUGUUGAGGCUGAUUCCCUUUGGCUUUUUAACAGAUUUUGGCACCCACUUGAUGAUUCCACACCUCAUGUUUCCCAUUGA
Messenger RNA from Lathyrus sativus (Indian pea), 1416 nucleotides. The record is from the annotation of a GenBank genome assembly. Lineage: Eukaryota; Viridiplantae; Streptophyta; Magnoliopsida; Fabales; Fabaceae.